Molecule: messenger RNA, 3637 nt
Organism: Athene cunicularia (burrowing owl)
Lineage: Eukaryota; Metazoa; Chordata; Aves; Strigiformes; Strigidae
Gene: E2F6
Product: E2F transcription factor 6
Exons: 8
Coding region: 272-991 (239 amino acids)
Biological process (GO): regulation of transcription by RNA polymerase II
Cellular component (GO): RNA polymerase II transcription regulator complex
Molecular function (GO): DNA-binding transcription factor activity, RNA polymerase II-specific; protein dimerization activity; RNA polymerase II cis-regulatory region sequence-specific DNA binding
Source: RefSeq, a predicted model, not a curated record
CCGCCGCGCUAGGCUGCGGACGGCGGAGGGGCCGGGCGAACAUGGCCAGCCCUUCCAGGUGGGAGCGUCUGAAGCCGCUGCGGACGGACAUGCUGCGUGUGAGUGAGGGAAGUCAAGAUUGGUGAUCAUUAGCAGCCUGGGCUGUAAUGACCAUGGAAUAGUGAAGUUCAAGACCCUGAGUGUAGCGAGGAAGGCUGGUAGCAGAGUACAGAACCUGGACUCCAGCUUAUUCAGGCUUCAGGACUUCACCUUACUCAGGCAACAGUCACAGAUGAUCAACCUGAAUGUGGACAAUGAUGUACCGUUAGUGAGAAGAACUCUGAAAGUCAAAAAGCCUCGAUUUGAUGCAUCCUUGGUCUACUUGACCCGAAAAUUCAUGGAUCUUGUCAAAACAGCUCCAGAUGGUGUCCUUGAUUUGAAUGAAGUAGCAACAGCACUUGGAGUACGAAAACGAAGAGUGUAUGACAUCACCAAUGUGUUGGAUGGAAUAAACUUAAUUCAGAAAAGAUCUAAGAAUCUUAUACAGUGGGUAGGUUCUAAUUUUGACCAAGUUGUUGGAAAAGCACCACAGCAGCAAAGCCUUAGAGAUGAACUUUCUGAUUUGUCAGCCAUGGAAGAAGCUCUGGAUGAAUUAAUCAAGGAUUGUGCUCAUCAGUUAUUUGAACUAACAGAUGACAAAGAAAAUGCAAAACUAGCUUAUGUGACAUAUCAAGAUAUCCGUAACAUUCAGGCAUUUCAGGAACAGAUUGUGAUUGCAAUUAAAGCUCCAGAGGAAACCAAACUGGAAAUACCAAUUCCUAAAGAAAAUUGCAUAGAAGUACAUGUGAAGAGCACAAAAGGACCUAUCGAUGUGUACCUAUGUGAGGUGGAACAAGAGAAGCCAGGUGCCAAAACUUUUGAAGAAAUGGAUACUGUUACUUCUGAAACCCAGCCAUCAGUUCCUCCUGAUGAAGUGAGAUCUCCGGAGGAAGAAAAAAACCAAACCACCUGAGAUGAUGGAUUAAUUACAACUCAAAAAAUCAAGUACAGAAUGUAAAUAUCUGUGUUACAGAGCUUUUCCAAAGCCGCUUGGAUCUGCAAAAUUACUAACCUGAAAUGUUCCAAAGUGUUUUAAAUUUACAGCAGCAGUGGGUUGGUUGAGUGCUUUCACAGGAUUGCUUAUCUCCCAAGUCAAAAGACAACAGUUCCUAGAGUUCCUUUUAGGAGCUUUGUUUUUAUAAUUGCAUGUGAUCUACAGAGCUUUGGGAAAAUGGUAUUUUUAGCUUAUGAAAUAAUUUUAUUUGAUGGAAAACAUAGGUAAUUGAUUAUUUCUGAAAAUGAAGAUAUGAAAUUAUUUCUGGAAUGAUCCAUAAUCCUUAUAAGAAUGUAUAUAAUAGAGAAAUGCACUUUUCAGUUCUGAGGCUGCACUACUACUAAGCAGGAUUGUCAAAUAAAGAGUGUAACGAAGAACUGGUGUAUCAGAAGCCUUCGCUAUAAGGAACAAGAUGUAAAUAUCAUGAGUUAUGCCUUACACUGUGUAGAUGCUGCUUGCAUUGUUUGCAUCCAGCUCUGCAUCAACUAUGGUAUUAACACUGAAGUUAAAUAAUUGGGGGUUUUGUACAUACCUGUAUCAUGUCUAGGUAGUUACUGAUGUAGAUUUAUUGAGAUGGUUUGCAUUUCUGCCUUUGUACAGCAAAGAAAUAAAAUGAACUUCUAAAAAUAUUAAAAUAGCCUAAUUGGUCAGUCCAAUGAAACAUGUUGGGUUGUCUUUGUUGGAAUUCACUGGGUAACUACAAACAUUAAAACUGAUAUGAAAAUUUUAAAUCUGUUAUCUGUGGUACUGGCAGCUAGCAGUUUGUUUCUUGUGAUGACACAAUACUGUAGCAAUUUUCAGAAGAAACAUUAUGAUCAAUAACUACUUAAAUGGGUCCCUUCCAGUUUCUAGAGUUCACAUUCAGCAUAGCUUUGGUCUAGUACCAUGAUUUCUUUGUGGCUUAGCUUGCAAAAACAUGUAAAAUACUUUAGAACUACAUUUGUAUUCACCUAUCUUAGCAUCUGUAAAAUGAAGCUUCAGCAUUUUGAUUCUGGCUUUUUUAAGUGAGUUGACUAUCACUGUACAAAUACCAUACUUAGGCUCAUUUCACUCCAGUAAUGAAAAGUGUAUUUCAGUUUUCUGUAUGGGGAAGGGUGGGUUGGUUGGUUGAUUUUUAAAUCUGAACUCCCAAUAUCAGCAACUAUCCAUCUACUUACAAGAGAGAACAAGAAGUUAUUAAACCUUAACUCAUUUUAAUCAGCAACUCUAUGGCUAUUUUAGACAGAUGCUGUGAAAUUAAAUGCCAUAUAUUCUAGUAAUAAAUACAGGUAAGGUAGGGCAGUUGACACUGAAGACCUUAAAUAUACCUAAAUACAGAUGGAGAGUUAACCCAGUUUUCUACGAAGUUCACUAGUUCUGCAAAAUGUGUAGUAGUAUAAUGUGCAAAUUGGGAAAUACACCAAGUUCAAGCUUCUCUCAGAAAGUAAUCUUGACUUGCGUAUGUGCUACCAAAUUUCAGCUCAAGAAUGUAGGACUUUGGUGUUGGAUGCUAUUUGUCUGCAUCUCUGUAAAAUGCAAACUGCAGGCUCAGUUGUUACAACAAUAAGUAAAAGCAAAGUGAAGGCACAUUUCAUACAUAAUCACAGUAAAAAUGGGGAAGGUGCUCCUCCAAUGGAGCUGGGCCUGGGGGUUAAAAUUAAGAAGUCAUCUUUUCACACAGGAAGGUUGUCCUUUUCCUUCAGUGGCUGGCUUCUUUCCAGGUGGCAAACUCGCUCUUUGAGUUUUUGCACUGCUAUUCUGUUUUGGUGGGGAGAGAGGUCUGUGCCUAACGGAAGUAUUUAUUGAUCCCCCUACCCUAGUUCAACAACAUGGGAUAACAUUUGCUGCAAAACGUACAAAUUUCCAGCACCAACAACUAAUGCUAUGUGUUAGGGCAGGAUUUUGUUACAUGAUGAUACAGUGUUUUGAACUGUGGAGCAAGAGGUAUACUUCUACAAAAAACUCUUAUAAAUGGAAGUGUGUCUUCAAAAGCAGACAUACUUUAUUUAAUUGAUUUUUUUUUUUAUUUUGAACAAAUCUAGUGAUUCUGGUUUUCCUCUCUCCUUUGUGGGGCUUUUCUAGCUGUAGAAUUAAUUUUCUAACUUCAAGCUACACGAUUAUCACAGUGAAAUGGGAGAGGCUGUAAUAUAACAGUUAUAAUUAUUUUCUUAAAUACAUUUAUUGUUUUAAUAGUGCACCUUCAGUGGAACAAAUGGACUCUUGAAGAUAAAACCACUUUGUUGUGGCUACUUGGAUACUUAACAGUAUUAUCCACUUGCGAUACUGUGAAACAAUACACUCUAUAAGCUCAGUAUUCUAACUAGCUGAAAAGAUUAGACUUGAACUUGAGGAAAAGUUCCUGAGUGAUGCUGAACUUAAAUACCAGUUACAAGCUCACUUAAAAACUAUAUGUGAUAGGACCUAACUCUGAAUUUGCAUAAUCAUGCUUGAUUUUUUUCUGAAAGUUUAUUAAGGUUAAAGUAUUUUUGUUGAGUCCAUAUCUGUCCAUUUUCAGCAUAUUUGUAAGUGUAAGCACUUCCCUUGGCUAUUUGAGGACUCUGCCUGUAAUAAAUUAAAAAGCUCUAA